AUGGCCUCGCCCCUUCUCCGAGGCUACCAUGUGCUGCACUGCAGCAUGCUCAAAGCUGCCCCGUUCCGCGGUGCAGCGAGGUCGCGCCUACCGAAGAUGCGGGUUCAGCAGCUACGGCCUCAGCCUGGUCACCUCCGAGUUCAAGGCCCAAGAUGCUCUUUCAGCUUCGCAAGUCCAGCAGAGGUUCGGAAGGUCAUUGGCUUCGGUUCAAAGACUCUCAAGGCCGAAGAUGUCAAAGCUGCUGCCACGGAUGACCCGUGUUAUGAGGAGCUCGUCAGAAUCUGCGAUCUCCCAGGAGCUUCGCCAGUCAUGGGCGACGAGUGCACGGGACUCCUUGGCCAAGUCGGUCGCCGAUGCAUACAUCCGAGCUCCACAAAUGAAGCCAUGGUUUGA
Symbiodinium sp. CCMP2592 is the source of this 393-nucleotide messenger RNA. The record is from the annotation of a GenBank genome assembly. Lineage: Eukaryota; Dinophyceae; Suessiales; Symbiodiniaceae.